CGCGAAUAAAAGGUGUUUGCGUUUGGAUCCAAAUUGUCAGUCUGGGUCUGGCUAUAUAACCUGUCCCCUCCCACACUCAUCUUAACCUCAAUACCCUCUUCUUUCGCUUCCUCUUGUGCUAAGCCCUGCCACCUGCGCAGGUUAAGCAUAGAGAUAGACAAAAUAAUUAAUUGAGCAAACAAAAUAUGGACACACAUUUGGUUCUUUUAGUGGGUUUGAUCUGCACCGUGGUCGCCGGCGUCGGAGGCCAAGCUCCAUCAAACUCCCCAACCACUUCUCCGGCUCCACCCAAUAACACUCCUGCUCCACCCACUCCUCAAGGUUCUCCACCACCCGUUCAGCAGUCUUCUCCGCCACCCGCUCAGCAGUCUUCCCCCCCACCCGCUCAGUCCUCGCCUCCUCCCGUUCAGUCCUCGCCUCCGCCAGCAUCCUCUCCACCGCCAGCAGCCACGCCCCCACCAGUGAACUCCCCACCACCUGCGUCUCCUCCCCCAGCCUCUCCGCCACCUGCGUCUCCUCCACCGGCUACUCCACCUCCUGCUUCUCCUCCUCCAUUUUCCCCUCCCCCUGCAACUCCCCCUCCCGCUACUCCUCCUCCCGCAGUUCCUCCGCCCGCACUCACCCCGACGCCUCUCUCGUCUCCACCCGCUACUUCUCCCGCUCCGGCUCCUGCUAAGGUCAAGAGUAAAGCCCCUGCACUCGCACCGACCGUCUCCCCUUCCGAAGCUCCCGGUCCCAGCCUCGCCACCAUCUCUCCCUCUGGCAAUGACGAUAGUGGGGCUGAAAAGUUGUGGUCCUUCCAGAAGAUGAUUGGGAGCUUAGUAUUCGGAUGUGCUCUUCUGUCCUUGCUGUUCUAGAGAUCUGUCUUCGGAUCCAUGUUAUUUUGCUAUUUACCUUUAUAUAUUAUUUUGUGGAUGUGAUAUGGGAGUUUAUUACUGUAUUUGAUUUAUAUACAUUGCUUGCAUUCUUGGGAGAUUUGAGGGGAGGUUUUGUAUUUGAGGGCAGUUAUUUUGUAUCGCGCUAUUAUUAGUUUAU
Abrus precatorius (Indian licorice) is the source of this 1035-nucleotide messenger RNA. RefSeq names its product classical arabinogalactan protein 9. The coding region runs from base 186 to 857 and encodes 223 amino acids. NCBI's taxonomy places the organism in Eukaryota, Viridiplantae, Streptophyta, Magnoliopsida, Fabales, Fabaceae. The transcript is spliced from 2 exons. The record is from RefSeq and is a predicted model, not a curated record. Gene Ontology annotation, cellular component: plasma membrane.